CAGCCCAGCCGUGACGUCCGUGUUUAUAUAAGACGUCCCCAGGCCUUCAGCUGUUUUGAUACAAGCUCCCUCAAUUUUAUCGUCGUAACUGCAGAAAUAUGCGCUGGAGGGUGGUUAUUCCCGUCUUUGCGGCGGUGCUGGCCGUCGGGGUGGCCGCCAGGGUGAUGACCGGAGCUCCGGUGGACGCGGACGUGAAUGACAGCGGGGCCCUGAACGCCCUCAAGUUCGCCGUGGUGGAGCACAACAAGGCCACCAACGACCUGUACCUCAGCCAGGUGGCCCGGAUCAUCAGAGUCCAGAAGCAGGUGGUGGCCGGCAUGAAGUACAUUAUCACUGCGGAGCUGGGGAAGACGCCCUGCAGGAAGGGUGGUGCAGAUCAAGAGUGCACAGUCCAUGAAGACCAGAGCAAGGCUCGGCCUUACCAGUGCACAUUCACAGUGUGGAGCAAACCUUGGCAGAGUUUUAUUCAGCUGGAGGACGAGAAAUGCUCAUAGAAAAAUGCGACGGGGGAAAUCUUAAAUAUCUGCUUUGUUUGCAGAAUAUAACCAUCACUUGUGUUCAGAUGAUCCAUAACAUUUUCACUAAUGAUUUCAUGCUCUAGUUAUGUUACCUCACCAUAUGCUAAGUUGAAUAACAAAACAGCUAACUUUGCAGACAGUAGAACCACCUAUGCAAUGUAAAAGAAAGACUGUGAUCUAAAUAUCAUUGAAUAUCACCAUUCUGUGUUUUUCAUUUUCUCUCUAGAUCAGGCCCAGCCUAUGGAAACUUUAAAACUAUGAUGCACUGUUGACAUAAAUUACGCUGCAGUUUGGACCAAAUUGACAAAUAUUGGCUUUGUAAACUCAAACGGAUAAUUUUCGGAUGAGUUUUAUUGUCUAUGUGUGAAUUUUUCAUUUGGGUAUAAGUAACACUAUAACUACGCCUGUCCCUUAACCUCCCAUCAUGUGUUACAGUUACACAGGCAUUGCACAUCUUCAGCUGUCUUUAUCUCACUCGCUUAUGCAUUAAAUAAUUUUUUUGGCAGUGCAGAAAA
This is a messenger RNA of Myripristis murdjan (pinecone soldierfish), 1033 nucleotides long. Its product is annotated as cystatin-like. Lineage: Eukaryota; Metazoa; Chordata; Actinopteri; Holocentriformes; Holocentridae. Gene Ontology annotation, molecular function: cysteine-type endopeptidase inhibitor activity. Gene Ontology annotation, cellular component: vesicle; cytoplasm. The coding region runs from base 99 to 494 and encodes 131 amino acids. The record is from RefSeq and is a predicted model, not a curated record. The transcript is spliced from 3 exons.